AGCAUUUACUGCACGAGGCUGAAAUCUACAGAGUUUAAGCCAGUCAUCACAGAUCUACACAGUAAUAGUUCACUGAAAGGCUUCUGCGUGAGCCGGAAGUGUAUGGGAAACGAGAACGAUGGUCCAAAAGAAUGCAUAUCUGGUAGUUGGCGGGGGAGGUUUCCUAGGCAGAAGGAUUGUAGAAAUGCUACUCGAUCAAAAAGACAGUGAAGUACACGUCUUCGAUGUUCGGCAGACCUUUUCGGAUCCACGAGUCAAAUCCUUUAUUACUGGGGAUAUUACAAAACCUUCCGAUGUAGUAGCCGCUUGCAAGGAUAAAAAUGUUGUGAUUCACACAGCAGCAGUGAUAGAAAACAUGCGAACACCUGUGUAUUGGAAGGUUAACGUGGAGGGAACUCGGAACGUUAUUGACGCGUGCGUUCAGAGUGGAGUAAGAAAGUUGGUCUAUACGAGUUCUGCCAGCGUGACAUAUAAUGGCCAAGACGUAAGAAAUGGGACGGAGAAGGAUCCGUAUUGUAAGGUGCACAUGGAUACCUAUAAUGAGACCAAGGCUGCGGCAGAAAGGCUGAUUCUCGAGGCAAAUGGAAAAGGCGGAUUGCUCACAGUAUCAUUACGACCUGCCGGCAUUUUUGGACCUGCUGACAACAAUGCCAGCAAAGGUUUAUAUGAAGCGGCAAAGAAAGGCAACUGGAAGUUCAUGAUUGGCGACAAUUCCUCUCUUUUUGAUUGGACAUAUGUUGACAAUGUUUCAUAUGCGCAUAUUUUGGCGGCGGAGAACUUGGAUCAACGGCCAGGGGUCGCUGGAGAGGCAUUCUAUAUCACAAAUGACACACCCGUUUUCUUUUGGGAUAUUCCCAAGUUUCUCUAUAACGAACUCGGUUACCGAAAUACCCUUAGAACGCGCAUCCCAAAGUCCAUUGGACUUGUUCUCGGCUCACUAGUGGACAUUGUCGUAGCCGUCCUUCGCCCUGUCAAAAAGAUCGAUCCAACAUUUAACAAAUUUAGAGUACAGGUUAUUACCAACAACCGUUACCUGGAUAUUUCAAAAGCGAAGAAUGUGUUGGGGUAUAAACCGAUUGUUAGUCUAGAGGAGGGCUUGAAGCGGACAGCAAAGUAUUGGAAGAAAGUGCAGGAGGCGGAGCAGAGUGCAAUUGGUAGCGCUAGAUAGUGGAUACCAACGUUAGCCUUUUAUGUAUCAUCACAUACUGUAUGUAUUAGCAAACAAAAUAAACGCCAAAAAAAAAGAUUUCAAUUAAGCAA
Molecule: messenger RNA, 1260 nt
Organism: Spizellomyces punctatus DAOM BR117
Lineage: Eukaryota; Fungi; Chytridiomycota; Chytridiomycetes; Spizellomycetales; Spizellomycetaceae
Product: sterol-4-alpha-carboxylate 3-dehydrogenase (decarboxylating)
Exons: 5
Coding region: 119-1168 (349 amino acids)
Biological process (GO): steroid biosynthetic process
Molecular function (GO): 3-beta-hydroxy-Delta5-steroid dehydrogenase (NAD+) activity
Source: RefSeq, a predicted model, not a curated record